GCUCUUCACCCUGAUGCUGCACGGGUGCUGAGCCCGUCCGGGUCGGGACGAUGGUGAAGUAUUUCCUGGGCCAGAGCGUGCUCCGAAGUUCCUGGGACCAAGUGUUCGCUGCCUUCUGGCAACGGUACCCGAAUCCCUAUAGCAAACAUGUCUUAACGGAAGACAUAGUACACCGGGAGGUGACCCCUGACCAGAAGCUUCUGUCUCGGAGACUCCUGACCAAGACCAACAGGAUGCCACGUUGGGCAGAGCGACUUUUUCCUGCCAACGUUGCUCACUCGGUGUACAUCCUGGAGGACUCUAUUGUGGACCCACAGAACCAGACCAUGACCACCUUCACCUGGAACAUCAACCACGCCCGGCUGAUGGUGGUGGAGGAACAAUGUGUUUACUGUGUGAACUCUGACAACAGCGGCUGGACCGAAAUCCGUGGGGAAGCCUGGGUCUCCUCCAGCUUAUUUGGUGUCUCUCGAGCUAUCCAGGAAUUUGGCCUUGCCCGGUUCAAAAGCAAUGUGACCAAGACGAUGAAGGGCUUUGAGUACAUCUUGGCCAAGCUACAAGGGGAGGCUCCUUCCAGAACACUCGUUGAGACAGCCAAAGAGGCCAAAGAAAAAGCAAAGGAGACGGCACUGGCAGCUACAGAGAAGGCCAAGGACCUGGCCAACAAGGCCGCCACCAAGCAGCAGCAGCAGCUGAAUGUUGCCUGA
Molecule: messenger RNA, 707 nt
Organism: Chionomys nivalis (European snow vole)
Lineage: Eukaryota; Metazoa; Chordata; Mammalia; Rodentia; Cricetidae
Product: PRELI domain-containing protein 1, mitochondrial-like
Exons: 2
Coding region: 51-707 (218 amino acids)
Biological process (GO): phospholipid transport
Cellular component (GO): mitochondrial intermembrane space
Molecular function (GO): phosphatidic acid transfer activity
Source: RefSeq, a predicted model, not a curated record